GCGGCGAGCGGCUGGCCCGGGGGUCCUGUCUCUCCUGGGGGUGGCCAAAUCCCCUUUACCCAAAGAGGAAGUGAAGGUCCAGAGAAGGACCAUGGGCUCCAUGUUCCGGAGCGAGGAGGUGGCGCUGGUGCAGCUCUUCCUGCCCACCUCCGCCGCCUACACGUGUGUGAGCCAGCUUGGCGAGCUGGGCCUCGUGGAGUUCAGAGACCUCAACGCCUCGGUGAGCGCCUUCCAGAGACGCUUCGUGGGGGAUGUUCGACGCUGCGAAGAGUUGGAGAAAACCUUCUUGUUCCUGCAGGAGGAGGUGCGGCGGGCGGGGCAGGUGCUGUCCCCACCCGAAGGGCGGCUGCCAGCGCCCCCACCCCGGGACCUGCUGCGCAUCCAGGAGGAGACGGACCGCCUGGCACAGGAGCUCCGGGACGUGCGGGGCAAUCAGCAGUCCCUGCGGGGCCAGCUGCACCAGCUGCGGCUCCACGCGGCCGUGCUGGGCCAGGGCCACAGCCCGCCGGUGGCAGCCACCCACACAGAUGGGCCCUUGGAAAGGAGCCCCCUGCUCCAGCCCCCUGGGGGCCCGCACCAGGACCUGCGGAUCAACUUCGUGGCAGGUGCGGUGGAGCGGUCCAAGGCCGCCGCCCUGGAGCGCCUGCUCUGGAGGGCCUGCCGCGGCUUCCUCAUCGCCAGCUUCCAGGAGAUGGAGCAGCAGCCGGAAGACCCGGUGACGGGCGAGCCCGUUACGUGGAUGACCUUCCUCAUCUCCUACUGGGGCGAGCAGAUAGGGCAGAAGAUCCGCAAGAUCACGGACUGCUUCCGCUGCGCCGUCUUCCCGUACGCGGAGCACGAGGAGGGCCGCCUGGGGGCCCUGCAGCAGCUGCAGCAGCAGAGCCACGAGCUGCAGGAGGUCCUGGGGGAGACGGAGCGCUUCCUGAGCCAGGUGCUGGCCCGGGUGCAGCGGCUGCUGCCGCCCUGGCAGGUGCAAGUCCGCAAGAUGAAGGCCGUGUACUUGGCCCUCAACCAGUGCAGCGUGAGCGCCACGCACAAGUGCCUCAUCGCCGAGGGCUGGUGCGCCAUACGCGACCUGCCCGCCGUGCAGCAGGCGCUGCAGGACAGCUCGAGCGAGGCAGGAGUGAGUGCUGUGGUUCACCGCAUCCCCUGCCGGGAAGUGCCCCCCACGCUCAUCCGCACGAACCGCUUCACGGCCAGCUUCCAGGGGAUCGUGGACGCCUACGGCGUGGGCCGCUACCAGGAGGUCAAUCCCGCCCCCUACACCAUCAUCACCUUCCCCUUCCUCUUUGCCGUCAUGUUCGGCGACGUGGGCCACGGGCUGCUCAUGUUCCUCUUCGCCUUGGCCAUGGUGCUCGCGGAGAACCGGCCGGCCGUGAAGUCAGCACAGAACGAGAUCUGGCAGACCUUCUUCAGUGGCCGCUACCUGCUCCUGCUCAUGGGCCUGUUCUCCGUCUACACCGGCUUCAUCUACAAUGAGUGCUUCAGCCGUGCCACCACCAUCUUCCCCUCUGGCUGGAGCGUGGCAGCCAUGGCCAUCCAGUCGGACUGGAGUGACGAGUUCCUGGCCCAGCACCCGAUGCUCACCCUGGACCCCAACGUCACCGGCGUCUUCCUGGGACCCUACCCUUUCGGCAUUGACCCCAUCUGGAGCCUGGCCGUCAACCACCUGAGCUUCCUCAACUCCUUCAAGAUGAAGAUGUCCGUCAUCCUAGGGGUCACCCACAUGACCUUCGGGGUGGUCCUGGGGGUCUUCAACCACGUGCACUUCGGCCAGUGGCACCGGCUGCUCCUGGAGACGCUGCCGGAGCUGGUCUUCCUGCUGGGGCUGUUCGGCUACCUGGUCUUCCUGAUCGUCUACAAGUGGCUGCGGGUCUCGGCCGCGGGCGCCGCCUCGGCCCCCAGCAUCCUCAUCCACUUCAUCAACAUGUUCCUCUUCUCCCGCAGCCCCACCAACCGGGCGCUCUUCCGCGGGCAGGAAGCGGUGCAGUCUGCCCUGGUGGUCCUGGCCCUCGUCAUGGUGCCCGUCCUGCUGCUCGGCACGCCGCUGUUCCUGCGCUGGCGGCACCGCGGCCGCUCGCAGAGGAAGCCCGCCGGCCGCCAGCCGGUAGAGGCCGGAGGGUGGCGAGAGAGCGGGCGGGAGGAGGAGGACAAGACCCGGAUGCUGGACUCCUCCGACGCCUCGGUGGCCGGCUGGGGCUCUGACGAGGAGAAAGCGGGCUGCUCCGAGGACGGGGCGGGGGCCGAGUUUGUCCUGUCCGAGGUGCUCAUGCACCAGGCCAUCCACACCAUCGAGUUCUGCCUGGGCUGCAUCUCCAACACGGCCUCUUACCUGCGCCUCUGGGCCCUGAGCUUGGCCCACGCCCAGCUGUCGGAGGUCCUGUGGGCCAUGGUGAUGCGCUCGGGCCUGGGCCUGGGCCGCAAGCUGGGCGUGGCAGCCGUGGCGCUGGUCCCCGUCUUCGCCGCCUUCGCCGUGUUGACCGUGGCUAUCCUGCUGGUGAUGGAGGGGCUCUCGGCCUUCCUGCACGCGCUGCGGCUGCACUGGGUGGAGUUCCAGAACAAGUUCUACGCAGGCACCGGCUACAAGCUGAGCCCCUUCACCUUCGCUUCGGAGGAGGGCUAGCGCCCGCCGAGGCCACAUCCCAGUCCCCACCCUUAGCUCCGGCGACAGGAAAUAAAGCUGAAGGCCUGGGAACCGCU
Messenger RNA from Suricata suricatta (meerkat), 2700 nucleotides. It is a transcript of the gene TCIRG1, whose product is annotated as T cell immune regulator 1, ATPase H+ transporting V0 subunit a3. Gene Ontology annotation, biological process: proton transmembrane transport; vacuolar acidification. The transcript is spliced from 21 exons. Gene Ontology annotation, cellular component: vacuolar proton-transporting V-type ATPase, V0 domain; vacuolar proton-transporting V-type ATPase complex; plasma membrane. The record is from RefSeq and is a predicted model, not a curated record. The coding region runs from base 92 to 2623 and encodes 843 amino acids. NCBI's taxonomy places the organism in Eukaryota, Metazoa, Chordata, Mammalia, Carnivora, Herpestidae. Gene Ontology annotation, molecular function: proton-transporting ATPase activity, rotational mechanism; ATPase binding.